AUGAUUGCUGAACAUUCUCAUCAACACUUGGAUCACGAUGAAGAUUGUAAUUCUUGUUCUCGUGUUGGCUGCUGUGUCAGCUUUUGCAGCCGAUCAAAUCAACAAGGAGGCUGAAGUUGAAGAAUUUAUUCAGCAUCUCAUGAAAGGACAAAAUGUAGAGAACGUUGAGCAAUUCAUCGAGAAACUCAUGAAUCAAGAAGAGGAAACAGUCUCUGAACAAGACGAACUGGACGAUCAAGAUAUUGAUUUGAUGCUGGCCCAAAUGCAAGAGGGUGAUGAUGGGGAUGACGAUGACGAUAAUGCAAUGCUUCAAGAGCUGAUUGCUCGAGAACAAGACCCUGAAGUGACAGCACAGUGGGGCAGGCGUAGGCGCAGGCGCAGGUUCAGAUUUCGCAGGGUGUAUCGAGGAGUUAGGCGAUUUGUUAGGCACCCACUGGUCAAGAAGAUCGCGCCUCAUGUAAUCGGAAAAAUCCCUUAUGUUGGAACAGCCUACAAAGUUUACAGGGGUGCCAAGUGCUUGAAGAAACACUUCAAUAUACGUAAAUGGGAGAACUGAGAGCUGCAUAUGAACGCAAUAACAAUUGUUAGAAUGAUAGUUUUAGUGUGGACUCAACUUGUAGAGUAGUUUCAUAUUGUGUUCAUGAUGAUGAUUAUAAAUUGUUAUGGAAGAUUUCAUUAUUUGAGAA
Halichondria panicea is the source of this 686-nucleotide messenger RNA. RefSeq lists its product as uncharacterized. Lineage: Eukaryota; Metazoa; Porifera; Demospongiae; Suberitida; Halichondriidae. The coding region runs from base 38 to 556 and encodes 172 amino acids. The record is from RefSeq and is a predicted model, not a curated record. The transcript has a single exon.